Molecule: messenger RNA, 1203 nt
Organism: Symbiodinium pilosum
Lineage: Eukaryota; Dinophyceae; Suessiales; Symbiodiniaceae
Source: the annotation of a GenBank genome assembly
AUGGCCCGCCAAAUUUCUUCCGCAGGCAAGGAAUUAGGGCCCAACGCUUAUGAGGUUACUACAGCUGAGGGCAAGUCGAAGACUGUUCUCCAGCAAAAGACGGGCCAGAUCAUUGUGAAGGAUUCGCCAGAGGCAGUGAAGGCAAUGAAGAACGUCUUCAUGCGAUUAUGCACUACCACGGACGAGUUGAUCUCAGUCAACGACGUCAUGAAGGUGCAUAACUUGUUGGGUGAGCCAAUGGAUGAUGAGGAUGAGAAGAAGAUGAUGGCCUUCUUUGACACAGGCUCUAAGUCGAAGGUAUGCAUCAGCUUCGAUACAUUUAUGGCAUGGUGGAACGAGUUGCACGAUGUUGGUGCUGAUCCAGACAAGUACUACUCACAGGAGCGCUACCGACAGCGCUUCAAGGUGCUUCAGUCUCGCCUUAAGGAGCCCACCAUUGCUUCAAUUCUGUCUGUGACAGAGGGUGAGGUCGGCUCUCGACGGUUCCGCGUUUGGUUCGAGAGUGAUGGGAACCGUCUGUCUCCGUGGCACGACAUUCCCCUGCGAAACCCGGAUGGCUCGUACAACUUCGUUUGCGAGAUCCCGAAGUGGACAAGGAAGAAGUACGAGAUUGCAACAGGAGAAACCAUGAACCCCAUCAAGCAGGAUGUUAAAAAUGGCGUCCUGCGUGAAUACAAGUGGGGCGACAUGCUCUUCAAUUAUGGGGCGUUCCCGCAGACCUGGGAAGAUCCCAAGCACGUUAGCGAGGAAACUGGAUUCCCAGGUGACAAUGACCCUAUUGAUGUCAUUGAGUUAGGCACGCGGCAGCGACCCGUGGGCUCAAUUACACGAGUAAAGAUUCUGGGCGUGAUUGCCAUGAUUGACGAUGAUGAGACCGACUGGAAGGUCCUCACUAUUGCCAUGGAUGAUGACCGAUCGCAGAAUGUCAACGACUUGAACGACAUCGAUGCACACAUGCCGGGAUGCACUCAAGCUCUCACUGACUGGCUCAGGAUGUACAAGACCGCAGAAGGCAAGAAGGAGAACAAGUUUGGUUGUGGUGGCAAGCCGCAGGGCGCCGCGUUUGCGCGCAAGGUGGUGGACGAGUGCCACGAAGCAUGGCGGAAGCUUCUCGCCGCUGCAGAUGAGAAAGGAAAAGUUAAGAAGAUUGCCAGUGGCAACAAUCUUUACACUGAGCUUGCGCUUGGUGACGAUGACGAUUAG